Messenger RNA from Pecten maximus, 7014 nucleotides. Its product is annotated as arfaptin-2-like. Gene Ontology annotation, molecular function: phospholipid binding; protein domain specific binding. Gene Ontology annotation, biological process: intracellular protein transport; regulation of Arp2/3 complex-mediated actin nucleation. The transcript is spliced from 6 exons. Lineage: Eukaryota; Metazoa; Mollusca; Bivalvia; Pectinida; Pectinidae. The record is from RefSeq and is a predicted model, not a curated record. Bases 109 to 1182 code for a protein of 357 amino acids. Gene Ontology annotation, cellular component: trans-Golgi network membrane.
GUCAGAAUCGACAACUUGUCAGGACACACAGACAGACAAGUAGCAGAAAGUAAAUGUCCCGGAGGAAUUUAGUACGAAAGUCUAUCAAUACAACAUACUGCGUGAACAAUGGCUGACCAGAAUGCAGUGCCAAAUGGAGGUGGGGACCCUAUACAAGAUGACACAUUCGAGAUGGACCUGAAAGAAAUUCUUGAGGAUGGUCCAAACCUCAAUGACAUGAGCAACACUGUUCAGAGUGGCUCGCCCAAAAAAAUUAUCAGUAGGUCUUACAGUGGAAGCUCUAUGUCUGCUGCUAGCUUUGGAUCCACUGAACCACGACUAACUCGGUCAUUUACUAUGCCUCCUGCUACCAGCAAUGUUCCAUUAUCUACUCAAACACCAGCCCAAAGUAAUGGGGACUUUAUUCCGAAGACGGUGUCUGCGGCACAAUCCAAACUGGAAUCUAUACGACACUGGAGUGUGAACACUUUCAAGUGUACAAAGCAGUACUUGGCUGAGAGAUUAGGAAAGGGUUCUAAGACUGUAGAUCUGGAGCUUGAGACACAAAUUGAGGUUCUUAGGGACAUGCAGCGCAAAUAUGCCAACAUUUUACGUUUGGCACGUACUCUUACCAAUCAUUUCUACCAAGUAGUACAGACCCAACGAGCACUUGGGGAAGCAUUCGGAGAACAGGGGCAGCGAAGUCCUGAACUACAAGAAGAAUUCUUCUACAACUGUGAGACGCAGCGUGCACUGGUCAAGAAUGGGGAAACAUUGCUAGGUGCCAUGAAUUUCUUCACAUCGAGUGUCAACACAUUGUGUAACAAAACCAUGGAAGAUUCACUAAUGACUGUCCGCCAAUACGAACAUGCAAGGUUGGAGUAUGAUGCCUACAGAAAUGACCUUGAAGUACUACAACUUGGUCCAAGAGAUGGCAGUACUGUGGCCAAGAUUGAAGAAUCCAAGCACAAGUUUGAUGACUACAAAGUGAAAUUUGAACAACUAAGAGCAGAUGUUACUAUCAAACUGAAAUUCCUAGAUGAAAAUAGGGUAAAGGUGAUGCACAAACAACUUCUACUGUUCCACAAUGCUGUGUCUGCGUAUUUUACUGGUAACGAUGCCGCCCUUGAAGCCACCCUGAAGCAGUUCAACAUCAAACUAAAAGGAGCUAAUACGGAAAAACCAUCUUGGUUAGAGCAGUGAAAAUGACUCCUAGAGCAUGCCUAUAUACAGCCUCAUAUCAUCACACUUCGUAGUCAACUUCAUUGGUUCAGUUGAUUUUAUUUAUCAAGUCUAAAUAGUAGUCAUAAUCAUUGAAGAUGUCACAUAUUGUGUUAAUGACAAAUGUUCUGAAUUUAAGUAAUUUAAUAUGACUUUUACCUUAUGGUACUUAUCUAUCAAAUAGUUACUUUCGAGGAAAAAAAUCUUCAUACGUAGUGUUUUCAACAGUUUAACCAGUUUAAUAUCUUAAUAUAGAAGGAUUUUCAUUGAAAAAUCAGAAAAGGUUGCACAAAUCAAAUUAGACUGGUUAUUCUUGAUAUUUUACUCCCAUGAGAAGACAUAAUGUACACCUGUUAAGAAACCAAAUGUAUAAUUUAAUAUUGUUGUUGCAAGGACAAGAGCAGUUAGUAAACUGUACAUGUAUUAUCAAAGGAGAUGAAUCACUAGUUUUUUAAUUGAAUGAUCAUAAUUAACCAAAUAUUUGAUAAGAAGACUUUCCAUCAAUCUGGUUAGUCGGAUCUUUCACUUCAAAAGAGAUAACAGGUAUCCUGAAUUUUUUGGUUUUUGGAAAUUUCAAUGGGAAUAAAUGUAUUUGGUUCUAGGGGAAAAAAUUGAAAAAUCAUUUAGACUAUCAUCAAAUGUAAUACAAUUUAUACACAUGUACUGGGGUAGUAGAAUUUUUCGAAAAGGAUUUUGCCUUUUUUUUUUGGUAUGGGAAUCUAAUGCAUUGUAUUCUAGCUUGUUUCUUAUAUAACUUGCUUGGCUAUGUUGAAGUGAGGGAAAGCAGAAUGAAUGUUGAAAUAGGCAAGGAACAUGACUUGACUUACUAAUAAUUAGAGUUUUUGAUGUACAGAUGACAAUAUCAUAUUAAUUCACAACAGAUAUGGGUGAUGAAUGUUGCUUUUAAAUUACUAGCACUUAUCAAUCAAAUAUUUGUGAACGAUUGAUAUAAGAAGAUAUUUUUGAUGGGGGUAUUGGUUAAAAUCAAGUCUCUUUAGUUGUAUUAAAGUAUAGCAGGGCUAAAACCCUAUUGAAAGUGCAGCCUUUAUCCGAUGAAUUCAAGUUUAUCAUAUGUGAUAAAUAUGGUAGAGCCAUAAUUGUAAAGUUAAGAACAAAUUAAUCUAAAAUGGUGACCUUUAUUGUGUGCCAUGUUUGUAUACAUAUGAUGUCUUUAACGAAACACCAUAGGGACCAAACUCAGAACAGGCAGUCACAUUUAAUUUGUAUAAACAAUGUGUAUUGGUAUCUUCCUGAAUGUUUAGUUUUCAUGAUUAAGCAGGUUUUUUAAUGCAUAUUUGAAUCUGUUAAAUUGGACAUAUUGUUUUGAACAUGAAAUCAGAAAGUGAUAAAAGAUAGUUGCACUUCCUAUACUACUUGGUACCAGUUUGUAUUUAUGAGUGUAUAAAAAGGCCUAAUAUACAAGUAAUAUAUGACACAUAUCUGUUAUAUUUGUUCGCCAGUAUCAGAAUGACUGCUUUCGUCCAGUUUUGUGGAUCUCAUAAUAUUGAAUUCAAAGCUUUGCACCUCAGGAUUUUUGCAUAAUCAACUUUUAAAUUGCGUCCAUUUCUGCUGCAUUAGAAGAAACAUCAGUGUUGAAAUACUGUAUAACAUUAAAUGUUUUUCUUUUUUUUUCAUAGUUUGGUUCAAAUUAUUUCGUGGAUACAAACUGUUGUAGUUUAAUAGCCCAUUCCAAGAUACUAUAACUAUAAUACAUACAACAAUAUUUGUUGUAUUUUUAAUUUGUAGCUCUAUAUAGUAACCAUGAAAACUUAAAAAGUUUAUACACAAUGAACAUUUCAUGUUAUAUAGUAUUGAGUGAUUGUCUUUUUUAACACAAUUAGCAGAGCUAUUAAUUUGAUGUUUCAUAUUUUGUAAAGAUCUCCUUUUGGUAUGAAAUUUAAAGUCUUAUUAUGGCUGGACAAUCUUUCUAUUAUAGCUUUUGAAAUAUCCUUUCUGUUCUUUUCAAAUAUGUCGUGAAAUAUUUUAAAUAUCUUUGAUACAGUAGAUUAAAUGAGUUAAAGAUCUUCCUGUUAGGUACUUUUCAGUAAUAAUUAAUAAAUUAAUGUUUUGUUAUCAUUUUUUAUACUGUUUUUUUUUUGUUCUGCAAUAAACUUUAUCGAAAAUAUUAUUUUAAUGUUGCUAAGAUACUGCCGAGAAAAAAAAGACAGACAGUACCAUGUGUUACUGUUUUCAGACAGUACCAGUAAUGAAUUAAUGUGUUGCUGUUUUCAGAGAGUACCAUGUGUUACUGUUUUCAGACAGUAACAUAAUGAAUUAAUGUGUUACUGUUUUCAGACAGUACCAGGAAUGAAUUAAUGUGUUGCUGUUUUCAGACAGUACCAGGAAUGAAUUAAUGUGUUACUGUUUUCAGACAGUACUAGUACUGAACUUUCAUCCUAAUGUGAAUUGAAAUCUACAUCAGGCAUCAAUUCACAAUCUGGUUGUGAGUUUCUUUUUGUGAUACUUGUAUUCAUUAAUGUAUCCAUAUACUUGUGUGUUUAUGUAAAUAUUUUUUUAACACAUGGUAAAGCUGUAAAUUUAUUGUCAGGAGUACAGGCCAUUAUGGCCCAUUUUAAGUGCAUUUUAUAUACAUAUUUGUGACAUUGAAAUCCUCUGUAUAUAAUGAAUCUGUGCUACAUGUGCAAGUCUUGUUUUGGUUGAGAUUUUAAGAUUUCCUCAGUGUGUGAGGGAGAGAGCGAGUGAGGUGAUUAAAGUUGUUACUGAGAUUUUUGUUUUUCCUUGUCCAAGUGUUUGAGAUAAUCAUUUGUAUACUUGAAUUAAUGCAACACUUUUUAUGUUCAGCAUUGUCUUUGGUUUGUGUACAUUUGGCUGUUUUUGUUGAAUUUUAUGUUUCAAUUAAUUUCUUCCUAAAAUAUGUUAUUUAAUAUAAGUACACCAUUUAGUCACUGGCAGUGUGUUGCCUUAUGCCCAGAUCCUUACAGUGGGCUUCCUAUUUUCACUUUGCUUGCUAAUUAUCACUAUGUUAUUUAAUAUUGUUUAAUAUACACAUAUUCUCAAAUAUUAACAUGCUAAUGCAUGUCUCGAAUGGCUCACUUCUGAUCAUCAAUAAUUGUCAACAGAUUCUGAAGAAGAAAAAACUAGAAUUUAUGAAGUUAGUAGUCAAUAAACACUUAAAAUGAAGAAAAAAAAAAUGACUGAGAAAAAUACGAUGGGUUGAAAAAAAUGACUGAGAAAAAUACGAUAGGUUGUCAUAUUGUGAAAGGAACAUAUUAUCCACUUUGUAAAACAUCUCUACAUGAAGAUAUUUUGACUUUUGUUUCCUUGUUUGCAUUGUGACUUCGGAUUAUUUAACCAAAAACCCAAUACUUGUGGACUUUUUCUGAUCAUUCAAAGUACAUGUAUUGGUUUAAAUUAUUAGAGCUGAAUAAAGAGUAUGCAUCACCCAACAGUAGAGUAGACUAUCUGUGUAGCAAACCUCCCAUACAAUUCUGUGCAAUAUUUAAUGGUGAUGUUUAUUUCGUCCAACAGAUUUUCUAGAAAUUGCUGGGUAGGUUGUAUCCAUUAUCUACCAUUUACAGCUAGAUAAUGACUGUUUGUGUUGUCCUCUAUUUGGUAUCCACUGAAGGUGACGGUUAUACUCAUUUAAUUAUCAAUUAUUUUGUUCUUCCUUUGUCUAUAUUGUUAACUACAAAAUACUGACACUUAGGAUACUGUGUGUGAUCAUUGUCUUUCAAGAUGCCUUGUCAAAAUGGCUUUCUUUACAUGUAAUAAAACUUACUGUAUCUUUGAAUUUCAAAAUAAAAUGAAUACAACAGUUAUGUCAUUAAUACUAUGUAAAUAUCAAGCAAGUGUAUUUCUUGUCAUUUAUUCUAUAGAAGUCUAGUUUCAUUUAUGUUUGUUUUGUGUACAUUUUACAUAUUGAAAAUAUCAAAGCUUAUUUAUUUAAUGGAUUUUUUUUUUAGCAUAGACCAUGUCAACUAGGUUUAAAUUAAUUCUCUAUUGGUAACCUUUAAUACAUGUGUUAAGUGUAUGUACAUUUCUCUGUGGAUGUGUAUCCAAGAUACUAUGUAAUUCACCUUUUGUAACGUGUCAUUAAUCAACACAUAAAUUCAUAUCGUCGGAUUAUAAUCAUUGCUGUGUUGGCAAGUCAUAUAUGGGACCACUGGAUAUGUUAAUCAAGUAAUAUAAUUAUAUCUUCACAUUUUCCUUUUAAAAAGGAAUUUGUUUUCAUAUUUAUGCGUGUAUAUAUACAUGUACAUGAAUUUAUAAUUCCAUUGAUUUAUGCAGCCAACUCCCCUUUCCCUUAUAUUCUAUUUACCUGCUCUUGAUAUCUGUCACAAGUUGAAUUGGUGCCAGUAAUUAGGUAACAUUCUCUCAACAUGAUUUUCUUCUACACUUCAUUAAUCUUUUUCCUUAUUUGGCUGUUGCAUCAACUCUUAAGGCGCCAACAAACUAAGUACAUUUUCUUGUGAUGUGAAAAUCAGUUUUUUUUUUAUAAAAUUUCCAUGAAAACUAUGAGUGGUGUCUCUUUAUGUAUGAUGUGUUAUUAUUAACAGUUAAUCAGGAUAGAAAGUAUAUGCUGUACUAUUUUUUUAGUGGUAAUGUACUCUACAGAAAUUAUCCUGUACACUGACAGUCUAACAAUUCAACUUCAGAUAGCCUCUACAAAACAGAUAUUUAAUCUAUUGAGUAAAUACGACAAUGUGUGGCCAUUUUAUGUGUUAAUGUGGUAUUGUAUGGCCAAUUGUUCAAAGAUAUAUGCGAAAUGUAUUUUUGAUAAUUUCUCAGUGGAUUAAGAACUUUUCUUUUGUUUUUAUAAACCAGACAAUGUUUAAGAGUGAUUUAAUGGUAUAUACAAUGUACCUGCAUUCGAUAGCUUAGGUAUACCUAUUUGUCAUGGUGUUGGUUGAAUAUGUAUCGGAGGAAAUAGCAUAUAUAUGUGUUCUAGUCCAGAUUUUAAGUGUGUUUAGUCUUGGUUUCAUCAGACUGACAAUAGUGGUUAGAUUAGUGUAUGCUUAUUAUCCACAAUAAUACCAUGUAAAUGUGGCAAAGGAAAGUAAAUUAAUGGUUUGAUUUCACUUGUUAAUCGUCUUGUUUGUGUUAUUAUAAUUACUACAGGAUGAGGUUACAUUACUUGGAUUUCUAAUUGAACUUAUUGCACUAGUGUCUAGAUCAUAGCAAAUAUAUCGUGUUCAAUGUAGCAUUGUUCAACUAUGUAUACACGCGGUGAUACAUUGACAUGUAACUGCAUUAAAAUAAACAGAUGUAGACCAUUGUAAAUGAUUUAGUAUCAAAUUGGCUGGAAUUUUUAAAAGGCAAGAUUACUUUUAGUUUAAAUAGUUUGGUACACUCAGUUCUGAAAUAACAUGAACAAUGCAAGUAAUUUCAGAAGGCUACAACAACAUGGAUGUUGAAUGAGGUUGAACCAUUUGCAACAACUGUGCAAUACUGGCACCAUAUGACUAUCAUUUAUCAACCCUUUUAUCAACAUUACAUUGGUUACCUGAUUUACGAUAGCACAAGGUAUCCACCUAUGAACAUUUAACACUAUUUGAUAUGACAGGAUGGUUGGCUCUCCUAUCUUUAAUAGUUUGACUUACUAUGUGCCCAUUUCUGAUAGUCAUCAAUCGUCCUGACUAAGUUACUUGUGUGCAUACAUACAUUCAAUGUAUUUGGCCAUGGGGUUCUCCGGCUCUGCUGGUACACAAAAAUCACUUUGCUGUGCUGUACUGUACAUGUAUUUAUAGAUGCUUGUGAACUAUUGCUAAUAUCACACUUUCCAUAUGUAUAAACCAUCCAUGUUAUUUAAGGUCUGUGAAAUACACCAAAUGAAUAAAAAUUAUGAAAAGAAAA